GACAAAUACGUUGGUAUGGGGGAUUAUGUGGACAACCUUGAAGUAACGAGUGCUGGCCAGGAUAUAACCAAUGCUUUCACGGAGAGCGGAGAAUACCUGACGACCGCUGUCGCCUCGUCUCUCGAACUUAAUAUCGGUGUUGCUAACGUUGAAUCAGAUGUCACAGUGGAAACCUUCUCGGUCAAAAUCGAGGCAGAUACUCCUGGAGCUAAAAUUGAAAGCGUCGAAUUGGUGUUAUUGCAGGAGGAUGACACUACGUUGACAACUCUGACCCUAGAGCCUGUGUCCCUUACUGGGCCCACAUUUAGAAGUGUGACGGGCGAUUUCCCGGCAGAUUUUACAACUGGGAGAAUGCUUCUACGCACGGAGAGUGACAUAGAAACGACUUUCAAGUUAUCUGAGUUGCUCAUUAAGGCUUGUUUCGAACCAACAGGCACUACUCCGUCGCCGAAAGGACCAGGAGUACCACCGCCAGGACCGACCACACAGGCACCAGGAGUUGGCACUACUCCGUCGCCGACAGGACCAGGAGUACCACCACCAGGACCAACAACACAGGCACCAGGAGCACCACUCCGUCGCCGACAGGACCAGGAGUACCGACCCCAGGACCAGCCACACAGCCACCAGGAGUACCGACGCCAGGACCAGCCACACAGCCACCAGGUGUACCAACGCCAGGACCAGCCACACAGCCACCAGGUGUACCAACGCCAGAACCAGCCACACAGCCACCAGGUGUACCAACGCCAGGACCAGCCACACAACCACCAGGUGUGCCAACGCCAGGACCAGCCACACAGCCACCAGGUGUACCAACGCCAGGACCAGCCACACAGCCACCUGGUGUACCAACGCCAGGACCAACCACACAGGCACCAGGAGUUGGCACUACUCCGUCGCCGACAGGACCAGGAGUACCACCGCCAGGACCAACCACACAGGCACCAGGAGUUGGCACCACUCCGUCGCCGACAGGACCAGGAGUACCACCGCCAGGACCAACCACACAGGCACCAGGAGUUGAAACAAGAGCAGUAG
Mya arenaria is the source of this 1041-nucleotide messenger RNA. RefSeq names its product involucrin-like. The record is from RefSeq and is a predicted model, not a curated record. NCBI's taxonomy places the organism in Eukaryota, Metazoa, Mollusca, Bivalvia, Myida, Myidae. The transcript has 8 exons. Bases 16 to 1041 code for a protein of 341 amino acids.